AUGAGGUGAGAGGUACACAGCGCCACACGCACGUCUGAAUCAUAUAGAUAGAUGACCAAACGGUGUGUUCAUUCUGUCGUUUGCUGUGCUUAUUUCUGUUGCUUGGCUGGCAGCCCGGGUCGGUACGCGAUGAGCUUUGCGUCCGUGAUCUUACUGCUAGCCAAGCUGCUGGCGGGAGCCUCAUCGGGGUCCAACGCGCGCCUGCGUGCCUUUCUGCCAGCGUCGUGCAGCGUUUCUGCCCACGUACCGCACCCUGCCAUCUGUACGGCGCAGCACUGCACGAUCACGCCACUGGCGAUCACGUCUCAGCAACGAGUGGGUGGAGGACUUGGUGCCUACUCUACUCAUCCGUCUACGGAGCACACGCGCACAGCUGGAGGAGUCCGCCGAUGACCGUGACGAGAACCUCCAUCUCCUCCUCCAAGAGCACAGGAGUACACGCACUGGUCCAAGAGCAUUGCAUGUAUGUAUGCGCGUGUGCAUGCGUGAGUUUUGUAGGUCCAGAGACUCCCACUUUUGAGUUUCCUGUCGCUGUGCGGCUUCCCCCAUCAUAUCGAGUAACAGACACAGACAAAUAGAGCAGUGAAUCGGUUUCUUCCUUGCCGCAGGACCUUGAUGCGGACAGCAUGAUCACCAUAAUACAGCUGCAGGACACGGAGGACGAAUACAAGCAAGAUGUUCCGGAGCAAGAAAGGAAGAAGGAGUCGCUGAAGCGCAAGGAGGAGAGCGACGGUUUGUCCGAGGUGGAGAAGUAUGAGCUGUCCCGUAUUGAGGCUGAGCUAGCUAGUACAUCGGAGCUAGUGGCUAACAUCGGAAAACUAAGUAACGCCGCGUGCGCACCAUAUGUCAGAUUCUGCCCUUCUCCCCUUACUUUUGUCACAGAGGGACGUCAUCGUGAAAGCCGAGGAAAGACGAGCACGAAUGCGCGAACGUGGGCCUCUGAUGAGAAAGACCAGGAACGCAAUUCCUCUUUCUGCUUGUUUCUUUCUAGUGGAAGCAGAGAGGGUGAAUCUGGAGUCACGAAUCAGGAGAUUGAAAACUGGUAACAUCAUCGAUCGAUUAUUCAGUGAGACAGAGACAUCGAUACAAGUAUAUACGUACACGCAUUUGUCCUCUCAGAGCAGAGGCGAUUCGAUGUCGCAGUUCUGGUGGGUAUCGGCGGAAUCAUCGCCCUCGUCGCGGAAAAGCUACUACAGGCCCUGCUCGGAAGCACCUGAUUCUAAAUCACUUCUGUAAGCCAAGCAGACACAGCCACACAUACAUUGAGGGACUGCAGUACCAACAGUAACUGUGUCCUAGGUUUGUGGAUGUUUAGUCUGAGGGAUCGAUAUCAUUUAGGCUUCAAGACGUGCACGUAG
Vitrella brassicaformis is the source of this 1358-nucleotide messenger RNA. Lineage: Eukaryota; Vitrellaceae. The record is from the annotation of a GenBank genome assembly.